Drosophila montana is the source of this 889-nucleotide messenger RNA. It is a transcript of the gene SelG, whose product is annotated as Selenoprotein G. The record is from RefSeq and is a predicted model, not a curated record. The transcript has 3 exons. NCBI's taxonomy places the organism in Eukaryota, Metazoa, Arthropoda, Insecta, Diptera, Drosophilidae. Gene Ontology annotation, cellular component: endoplasmic reticulum membrane; Golgi apparatus. The coding region runs from base 137 to 460 and encodes 107 amino acids. Gene Ontology annotation, biological process: endoplasmic reticulum calcium ion homeostasis; calcium ion transport.
AUCAUAUAUAGGGAAUACGAUGCUAUCGUGACUUCAUCACAAUCUAUAGACACGUCAUGGUCAACAAAAUUGUUAGUUGUAUAUAUAAUAAAUAAACUGCCAAACACACACUUUUGCAUGUGUACACGAUCGCAACAUGGUUUAUAUUGACCGCAGUGGUCGCGUCUGGGAGAAGCGUCCUUGGGACUUCCAACGUGUUGUCGAGAUAUUUAUAGGACUUUGGUAUCUGAUACUGCAAUUCUUCCAGACCCUAUUGGCACCUUUUAACGGUGGUAAUGGAAAUAACCGCAGCAACGAACGUCGUAGCACUGGUUGGGGUGGUGGCGGUGGAGGAGGAGGCGGUGGUGGUGGGGGCGGCGGCUCCGGAGGUGGAGGUAACGGAGGUCUAAGGCCCAACCGACGCAUUGGACGCAUACAACCAACUAUUAAUUGUAGUUCAUGCUCCAUGGGCGGUGGAUGAGGAUAGCAGCGGCGUCCACGAGUCUAAAACGCUCGGUCGUCGCUGAACUACAGCGUAGUCAAAAAACAUUCAUAAAUACUCCAUAUCGGUAUUAGAUCUCGCAAGAUUUUUUGCGCAUAUGACGCAGCAUUCAUAAACUCAAAGCUGAGUGGAAUGUUGCUGAAUGGGUUUAUGCUGAUUUGAAGCUUGUUCUCUUUUGGCUACGUUUUACAAAUAAUACGAAUAUAAAUUAGCUCGAUUUUAGCAUUAAGUAAUUUUUUUCUUACAAAACCGUUCUCUAAUAUUCAACGCAACAUUAAAUUCUCUGGAAUUUAUUGGGCUACAUAAUAUACUUUACAUUACAUUAACACUAACUGAAAUGUAAUUAAAAUUGUAAAUGUAUCCAAAAAUAAUACAUUUUAUAUUUUUAAUAAGGUGUUCGAUAAUUAA